AUGGUCGUCACCAUCGACCACGCCUGCUUCCCGCACAUCUUCUCCGACAUUAUCGGCUACUGCGACGUCAAAACUCAACACAAGCUGCGCUUUCUCUGCACGUCUGUCAAGCUCGAGGUGGACAGACUCCAAUGUUCGGAGAUAACGUUCAUCCUCGAUAUUGACGAGAACUCCAGUGGCCAUGAGAUCUCCUGCCCCGAGCGUGCGAUUUUGAGACUCAGUCCGUGGGGCAAUUACAGUGGCAAAAUCUCUGCUCUUUGUCCCUCUCAACUCAAAGGUGGUGAGUCAUCAAACAUGACCACCUGCAUCCAGCCAGAGUACGUCGCUGCUCUCCGCAACGCCCACACGGUGUCUACAUGGUCUUACGACUUGAUGUGGGAUGAUCUGUGGGCCGCCAGGGCGCUGCAAGCGGGGACGAGCUACCACAGUCCAUUCAAGCUGCUGGACAACGCCACACGGCUGGAGCUGGUCGUGGGGGAUCUCCCGCCCCCAGCCGGCGCCUUAGUUCCAGCACAAGUCGCGAUCCCUUCUACCGUUCAGAGGCUGCAAUUUAGGCAAGAGGGCGACGACAUGUGGAUGUUCAGGAGCACGCUCUUGCAUAACUGUCACUUUUUGCGCUUCUUUAUUAAUAAGGAGGAAAUUGUCUUCAGUCAGGAGCAAGAUAAAGAAGAGGAAGAGGAAGGGAAGCGUUGGCGUAGGCGCUUCUUCACCAGUCUCCUGCGCCCAUGUGUGCAGCACGUCCUCCUGGACGUCGACGAGGAGGGCGACGCCACAGCCUACUUCAACGCUGUCAAGGGCAAGAACCUCCAUCCUGACUUGCGAGUCGAGGUGCUCACAUACCACAAAUGGAGCCAGGAACGUGAAGACGAAUUACGCGACAAGUUGGUUAAGAUCAUACCAGUGAAAGUCAUCGUUCGCGAGUCCGUCCGAGGUGAGGAUUGGUGA
Messenger RNA from Trichosporon asahii var. asahii CBS 2479, 945 nucleotides. RefSeq lists its product as uncharacterized. The record is from RefSeq and is a predicted model, not a curated record. The coding region runs from base 1 to 945 and encodes 314 amino acids. The transcript has a single exon. Lineage: Eukaryota; Fungi; Basidiomycota; Tremellomycetes; Trichosporonales; Trichosporonaceae.